AUGAAUACUUUAGAAAUUCUAGUAUAUAACGUACUAAUAAUCGCAUUUGCAUCUGCUUCAAAAACUUAUACCGAUUAUUGCAAACUUGGUUGUGCGUUGCCCAACACGGAGCAUGCCGUUUGCGCCAAUAAACAUAAGCAACUCAUCGAGAACUGCCCAUCGGAUACUAAGAUCAUCUCGUUAAACGAUAUGCAGGCUGUCAUAUUAAAAUUGCACAACGAACGACGUGACUUUGUGGCAAGCGGCAAAGAUGAAAGGCUACCCCCCGCUGCACGUAUGGGUGAGCUAUUUUGGGAUGAGGAAUUGGCCGACUUAGCUGAAUAUAGUGUUAGACGUUGUCUUAUCAGUGAUCCACAUUGCUAUACAACGCCUACAUUGCCCAAUCCGGGACGUAGUGCAAAUAUUUAUAAGUUUGAGAAGACACAAGUUCCAUUCGCGGAGUUAGUGCCGUCACGCAUAAUUGAUUGGCUGGAAACAUCGAGAGAGUGUACAGCGGAAAUGGCAGCGGACUUUCCAGAGAAUCCGGAAGGGCAUGUCGACUUCUUCGGUCGCGCCAUAACGGAUAGUAAUAAUCAAGUUGGUUGCGCGGCAUCCGAAUGGGUCAAGAAAUCAGAUAAAUAUUUUCUCUUAGUGUGUCUCUAUACAAAUGACGUGCAAGCGGGUAAACGUUUAUAUAAAUUUGGUCGACCUGGCUCGAGGUGCUUAACUAGCUACAGUGAGCAGUACAAAAAUUUAUGCAGUAUCCAUGAAAACUACAAUAUCACUGAUGCAAAGUACGAACGUAGAGCACUUUCCGUCUUUAACCCGACUUACAAAAAUAGAGCAGACUACAAUGCACCCGAAGGCAGUCUGUGGCAGUCAGUGCUUUGA
This is a messenger RNA of Bactrocera tryoni, 870 nucleotides long. Its product is annotated as scoloptoxin SSD552-like. Lineage: Eukaryota; Metazoa; Arthropoda; Insecta; Diptera; Tephritidae. The transcript is spliced from 3 exons. The coding region runs from base 1 to 870 and encodes 289 amino acids. The record is from RefSeq and is a predicted model, not a curated record.